GUGAGUGUUCAGCCUGCCCACCAAACGACCAUGGAGCUGGACCAGGAUACAUCACUGAGGUCUGGAAAGCAGAGGUCAGUUCGAUUGCGUUGCCAUGCAACGAGUCAACAAAACAAAGGCGGAGGCUGUUACAGAUGCAGACAUGUUCAGUUACUCAGCUAACCAGUAUGAGAGUGCCUACAAGCCGCAGAGGCUGCAGAACUGGGGUGAGACUGCUAAAGAUUUCAAAAAGAGACCCACUGCACAGGAGGGUCACACCACCUUCAUUGCUAAUAAUAGAGGACAUCUACUCCCAGGAGUGGUAAAGCAUGGCAGUGCAUGGCCAGACUUUAAGGGAACCUGGGAUCUACCUGACCGUAUCCCAGCCCAGCGUAUCAACCCGACCGGUCGCUCUGUGGAGGGUCUGAGCAGGCUGAAGUCCUGGGGCUUAGACCCAGAGGACACAGACACAUCUCAGCCACACAGAUGCAGCAGAAACACGUACAGGCUGCAGGAGCCUGGAGAACUGGAUGUUGUCGAGCAGAACAAUGAGGAUGUCGAGCAGGACAUUGCGGCCCUGUCAUUGAAAGAAGCCAGCCCUGAAGCACCAUCAUCCUCUAAGCAGACACACAAGGAUGAACAGCAGGAACAGUAGCCUUCUUCAUGUAUUUCUCAGUGGAUGAAAACAAUACGUACAAAAAUAAAUUAAACUAGUUAUUUGAGCAUGGCUGAAUUCUUCUCACAGGUUGUAAUGUCAGCAUAUUGUCAUCAGGGGAAUAUCACUUUUUUGCUUGAUUAGAUUACUGACUGAAAGUUAUUUUUCUUUGGUGGUAUAGUAGGAAGAAAAUCUAACUCAUUAUAUUUGCAGGAAAAAUUAGAACACAUUUGAUACAAAUACUAUCAAAUACAAGGCUGUGCUUACAGUACAAACAGACUUGUCAUGAAUUCCGUAAAUGUGUAGUUGACCAUUGUUUACUUUACUUUUAAAGAGCAGAUAUAUGCCCCUCUAUAAUGUGUGCCGCUAAACGUUUACAAUCAAAGCGGCCAGGAAACAAUGUGUACAGUCAAAUUGUGAUUUCCAUUGUGACAAACAAACCUCAUCCUAAAUCUCUGACAUCACAGUCUUGUGUCUCAGUGAUGAAAAGCCACAAGCGUUUCAGGGAGUUAUCUGUGUGAGGGAUAAAUAUCAUGCAUGAAAAUAUGCGCCUGAUGUGAAACUCAGACAGUCAACAGAGAAGGGAAAAGAAAGCGAUUUACUUGUCAUCAGUUCUUUAAUCACGAGCAGAACAAAAACUCCUGCAGUUAAAACAGCUCUGUACAUUCAGAACAAAGAUCCUUUCAGUUUACAAAUCCAUCCUCCUGAGGGGCCUUUAUUGCAACUUGUGAGCAGUCAGUUGCUCCGAUUACAAUUACAAUGCUGGUGUAUAGGAAUUUGAUGUACAUCCACCGAUACACCGCCCUGUCCCUAUAACGACUAGAGAUAAGAGAAGAACAUAAGCCAGUGCAAUAGGGUGUACAUUGUCAUUUAUUGUCAUAGGACCGUAAAAAGAAAGUGACAGACUAACAGACAAUUGCAGAAAGACUGGCACAUUGGUGAAAGUUGCUGAACCAGUAAACAAACACAUUAUUCUCUACUCUGCUAACUUAAAUUAACAGACAAUUAGCAGGAAGGAAACCCAAAGAAAAUACAAGCAAAAACAAAUACCUGCCCAUUUUCUCAAAGAGCAAUAACUGUUGUUCCAAGAACACAAAAUAAAAUGCAAACACUGUAAAAAAAAAUCAAUCCCUCAAGAGCCCCAGAACACAAGGUUCAAGUACACAGCAUCCCAGUAAUGUUACCUCUAGAAAUGUGUGUGUGUGUGUUUAGCAUGGCAGUGCAUGGCCAGACUUUAAGGGAACCUGGGAUCUACCUGACCGUAUCCCAGCCCAGCGUAUCAACCCGACCGGUCGCUCUGUGGAGGGUCUGAGCAGGCUGAAGUCCUGGGGCUUAGACCCAGAGGACACAGACACAUCUCAGCCACACAGAUGCAGCAGAAACACGUACAGGCUGCAGGAGCCUGGAGAACUGGAUGUUGUCGAGCAGAACAAUGAGGAUGUCGAGCAGGACAUUGCGGCCCUGUCAUUGAAAGAAGCCAGCCCUGAAGCACCAUCAUCCUCUAAGCAGACACACAAGGAUGAACAGCAGGAACAGUAGCCUUCUUCAUGUAUUUCUCAGUGGAUGAAAACAAUACGUACAAAAAUAAAUUAAACUAGUUAUUUGAGCAUGGCUGAAUUCUUCUCACAGGUUGUAAUGUCAGCAUAUUGUCAUCAGGGGAAUAUCACUUUUUUGCUUGAUUAGAUUACUGACUGAAAGUUAUUUUUCUUUGGUGGUAUAGUAGGAAGAAAAUCUAACUCAUUAUAUUUGCAGGAAAAAUUAGAACACAUUUGAUACAAAUACUAUCAAAUACAAGGCUGUGCUUACAGUACAAACAGACUUGUCAUGAAUUCCGUAAAUGUGUAGUUGACCAUUGUUUACUUUACUUUUAAAGAGCAGAUAUAUGCCCCUCUAUAAUGUGUGCCGCUAAACGUUUACAAUCAAAGCGGCCAGGAAACAAUGUGUACAGUCAAAUUGUGAUUUCCAUUGUGACAAACAAACCUCAUCCUAAAUCUCUGACAUCACAGUCUUGUGUCUCAGUGAUGAAAAGCCACAAGCGUUUCAGGGAGUUAUCUGUGUGAGGGAUAAAUAUCAUGCAUGAAAAUAUGCGCCUGAUGUGAAACUCAGACAGUCAACAGAGAAGGGAAAAGAAAGCGAUUUACUUGUCAUCAGUUCUUUAAUCACGAGCAGAACAAAAACUCCUGCAGUUAAAACAGCUCUGUACAUUCAGAACAAAGAUCCUUUCAGUUUACAAAUCCAUCCUCCUGAGGGGCCUUUAUUGCAACUUGUGAGCAGUCAGUUGCUCCGAUUACAAUUACAAUGCUGGUGUAUAGGAAUUUGAUGUACAUCCACCGAUACACCGCCCUGUCCCUAUAACGACUAGAGAUAAGAGAAGAACAUAAGCCAGUGCAAUAGGGUGUACAUUGUCAUUUAUUGUCAUAGGACCGUAAAAAGAAAGUGACAGACUAACAGACAAUUGCAGAAAGACUGGCACAUUGGUGAAAGUUGCUGAACCAGUAAACAAACACAUUAUUCUCUACUCUGCUAACUUAAAUUAACAGACAAUUAGCAGGAAGGAAACCCAAAGAAAAUACAAGCAAAAACAAAUACCUGCCCAUUUUCUCAAAGAGCAAUAACUGUUGUUCCAAGAACACAAAAUAAAAUGCAAACACUGUAAAAAAAAAUCAAUCCCUCAAGAGCCCCAGAACACAAGGUUCAAGUACACAGCAUCCCAGUAAUGUUACCUCUAGAAAUGUGUGUGUGUGUGUUUAGCAUGGCAGUGCAUGGCCAGACUUUAAGGGAACCUGGGAUCUACCUGACCGUAUCCCAGCCCAGCGUAUCAACCCGACCGGUCGCUCUGUGGAGGGUCUGAGCAGGCUGAAGUCCUGGGGCUUAGACCCAGAGGACACAGACACAUCUCAGCCACACAGAUGCAGCAGAAACACGUACAGGCUGCAGGAGCCUGGAGAACUGGAUGUUGUCGAGCAGAACAAUGAGGAUGUCGAGCAGGACAUUGCGGCCCUGUCAUUGAAAGAAGCCAGCCCUGAAGCACCAUCAUCCUCUAAGCAGACACACAAGGAUGAACAGCAGGAACAGUAGCCUUCUUCAUGUAUUUCUCAGUGGAUGAAAACAAUACGUACAAAAAUAAAUUAAACUAGUUAUUUGAGCAUGGCUGAAUUCUUCUCACAGGUUGUAAUGUCAGCAUAUUGUCAUCAGGGGAAUAUCACUUUUUUGCUUGAUUAGAUUACUGACUGAAAGUUAUUUUUCUUUGGUGGUAUAGUAGGAAGAAAAUCUAACUCAUUAUAUUUGCAGGAAAAAUUAGAACACAUUUGAUACAAAUACUAUCAAAUACAAGGCUGUGCUUACAGUACAAACAGACUUGUCAUGAAUUCCGUAAAUGUGUAGUUGACCAUUGUUUACUUUACUUUUAAAGAGCAGAUAUAUGCCCCUCUAUAAUGUGUGCCGCUAAACGUUUACAAUCAAAGCGGCCAGGAAACAAUGUGUACAGUCAAAUUGUGAUUUCCAUUGUGACAAACAAACCUCAUCCUAAAUCUCUGACAUCACAGUCUUGUGUCUCAGUGAUGAAAAGCCACAAGCGUUUCAGGGAGUUAUCUGUGUGAGGGAUAAAUAUCAUGCAUGAAAAUAUGCGCCUGAUGUGAAACUCAGACAGUCAACAGAGAAGGGAAAAGAAAGCGAUUUACUUGUCAUCAGUUCUUUAAUCACGAGCAGAACAAAAACUCCUGCAGUUAAAACAGCUCUGUACAUUCAGAACAAAGAUCCUUUCAGUUUACAAAUCCAUCCUCCUGAGGGGCCUUUAUUGCAACUUGUGAGCAGUCAGUUGCUCCGAUUACAAUUACAAUGCUGGUGUAUAGGAAUUUGAUGUACAUCCACCGAUACACCGCCCUGUCCCUAUAACGACUAGAGAUAAGAGAAGAACAUAAGCCAGUGCAAUAGGGUGUACAUUGUCAUUUAUUGUCAUAGGACCGUAAAAAGAAAGUGACAGACUAACAGACAAUUGCAGAAAGACUGGCACAUUGGUGAAAGUUGCUGAACCAGUAAACAAACACAUUAUUCUCUACUCUGCUAACUUAAAUUAACAGACAAUUAGCAGGAAGGAAACCCAAAGAAAAUACAAGCAAAAACAAAUACCUGCCCAUUUUCUCAAAGAGCAAUAACUGUUGUUCCAAGAACACAAAAUAAAAUGCAAACACUGUAAAAAAAAAUCAAUCCCUCAAGAGCCCCAGAACACAAGGUUCAAGUACACAG
Eleginops maclovinus (Patagonian blennie) is the source of this 4879-nucleotide messenger RNA. RefSeq names its product cilia and flagella associated protein 126 (gene cfap126). Gene Ontology annotation, biological process: cilium organization. Gene Ontology annotation, cellular component: ciliary basal body. NCBI's taxonomy places the organism in Eukaryota, Metazoa, Chordata, Actinopteri, Perciformes, Eleginopidae. The transcript has 8 exons. The record is from RefSeq and is a predicted model, not a curated record. Bases 95 to 634 code for a protein of 179 amino acids.